Rhizophagus irregularis DAOM 181602=DAOM 197198 is the source of this 1050-nucleotide messenger RNA. NCBI's taxonomy places the organism in Eukaryota, Fungi, Glomeromycota, Glomeromycetes, Glomerales, Glomeraceae. The record is from RefSeq and is a predicted model, not a curated record.
AGAUGUUCGUGAUAAUGCUGAUAGAUUCCUAGGGUCUCUUGUGAGAUUUGAUAAUAUACGUCACGAAGUAAACAUUGGAUCACUAAAUAAUUUCAUACAAGGCAUAUUAAAUACUGAUUAUGACGAAGUAGAAGAAGUUAUUGCUGCUGGUACUUCUUCUACUAGUCAACAAUCGAGCACUCCAACGACUAUAACAACGGCAAAGACAUCUCCCCUUCUUACGGAAUCAUUUACAGAAUCUCUCCUUGUUACUCAUAGAUCUCAAUCGGAUUUUUCAUUGACUUCACAAGAUGAUCGCUCUGAUGUUACAUCAUCAACAAUGACAACAACGACAAAUUCAGCGACAACACCGACUUCUAGAAUUUCUUUUAAGAGACCAAGAGGUCGUCCUCGCAAAUUUUCUAAUAAUUACGUUACUAUUAUUGAUGAGGUGGUCCCUACUAAGUCUGGUCGCAGAUCUUCACAAAAAAAUGCUUCCAAUGUUGGAACUAAUCGUAUUAUAGGAAAAUCAACCAAUUCUUCAGAAAUUUAUUAUAGUGAUACAUCUGAUUCAUCUGCUAUUUAUUCCUCGGAUGAUGAUUCUCAUUUAGAUAAAGUCAUGAACCUUGUUCGAACUUAUAUUAGUACAACAAAAUCCAACAUUCUUAAAGAUGGUAUUUAUACUUGGAAGAAUACGAGACCUAUAUUUAUAAACGAACAUCUUAUCAAAGUUAAAAAAUUAUUCAGGAAUAAUAAUAUACCAUCUUCAACAAAUGAAGAUGACGAUAUUAUAAAUGCAUUCAAAAGAAUUCACACUUCUAGAAGAUCGAUGUAUCUCACUAGACAGAAGUGUGUUCAUACAAACUCUAACUCUAACAAAAGUACUAUUAUUAAUGUUGUUAAUAGUGAUGAUAAUAAAAGGAAUAGGGGUAGACCUCCAAAGAGUAAUAAUAAUAGUAGUAAAGGGAAACAAAGUAUGCGAUGAUUUUAUGGUUUAGAAGAAAGAUUUUUUUUUUUAAAAAAAACGAUAAUUUCGAGGAUACCCUUUUUCUUAUUAGCCGUUUUCUGCUU